AUGGUAAAGAAUGAUCUUUACAUUGCCAAGAAACACUUUACAAAGAGAUACACGUUAAAUAAGAAGGAUAAAGAAAUGGCUCAAACUUUAUAUUUCAGCGUUCUUCUCAUCGCUCUCUGUUCAUUAUCUGAAUGCAUUCAGCGCCGCUAUCACCACAUAAACAUGACGAAGAAGUGGACUGAAGCUCAGAGAUACUGCAGAGAGAAAUACACAGAUCUGGCCACAGUCAACAACAUCAACGACAUGAAUCAACUGAUGAAGAGUGUGGAUUACAGUCUGAUUUAUGGUGUCUGGAUUGGACUGCAUAGAUCAAGUGUUUAUAAAUGGAAGUGGUCUCUGGGUGAUCCUGUGAAAUAUACAAACUGGUAUAAUGGAGACUCAAAUGCUCCAAAUGAUUGUGUUUAUAUGAGAGAUGGAUCAUGGCGUCAUCAGAUCUGUAAUGUUAGGAUGAGAUUCAUCUGCUACAAUGAGAGCAGUAAAGGAUUCAUCAUUGAUGGUUCUUCAGUAUCAUGGAGAGACGCUCAGAGGUUUUGCAGACAGCAUCAUACUGAUCUGACCAGUGUGAGGAAUCAGACUGAGAAUCAACAGAUUCAGAAGAUCAUGAAUGACAAAAACAUAUCUGAAGUCUGGAUUGGUCUGUUCAGUGACUCAUGGGAGUGGUCAGAUGAGAGCGACUCCACAUUCAGAUACUGGGGUCUUUAUCAACCUGAUAAUUAUGUUGGAGGUUUUCAAGAUUGUACAGGAGUCAGAAUGAUAGAACAGAGUCAAUGGCAUGACUUAAGUUGCAGUCUCUCUCAGACCUUUGUGUGUCAUGAAGAUAAUCUGAUAUUGAUCCAGAUGAAUCUGAGCUGGUCUGAAGCUCUGAGAUACUGCAGAGAGAAUCAUGUGGAUCUGGUUUCAGUUGAUUCAGAGGAGAUUCAGUUCAUGGUGACUAAAGUAAUUCAUCAGUCCUCUACUGACGCUGUGUGGAUGGGGUUACGUCACUCCUGUGCUGUUGGUCUUUGGUUCUGGGUGAAUGGAGAGAUGGUCUGCUAUCAGAAUUGGGCUCCAGGGAACGAAACCGCAGUGGACGACUGUGACCAUGAAGUGAAAUCUGGAGCAGUUCAGUCUGGAGGAGAUCAUCGCUGGAUCAGCCUUCCUGAAUCUCAACAACUAAACUUCAUCUGCAGCAGAUAUGAAGAAUAAAGUCUAUCACUUCAUUUUUGUUCUUUGUUAAUUUUCUGUUUCUUAUUAUACUAAAAAUAAAUAUUUUCUACGUUAAUGUGUUAGUUAUGUUUUGGGAGUGGGUUAAAGUAAUAUUUACUCAUCAGAUGUCACUUCUGUUCUGUUUCAUGUGUGAUUAAUAAAGAUU
Paramisgurnus dabryanus is the source of this 1351-nucleotide messenger RNA. The record is from RefSeq and is a predicted model, not a curated record. Lineage: Eukaryota; Metazoa; Chordata; Actinopteri; Cypriniformes; Cobitidae.